Messenger RNA from Aspergillus oryzae RIB40, 870 nucleotides. RefSeq lists its product as uncharacterized. The transcript is spliced from 3 exons. The record is from RefSeq and is a predicted model, not a curated record. Bases 1 to 870 code for a protein of 289 amino acids. NCBI's taxonomy places the organism in Eukaryota, Fungi, Ascomycota, Eurotiomycetes, Eurotiales, Aspergillaceae.
AUGUUGAAAAAGUCACCCACCAUGAAAGCCACCACACGCAUUCACACCAAUGACUCAGACGCUGUCAUCAUAGGCCUAUACAUCAUAUUUUUUAUAUAUUUUUCCGUCAAUCGGGGCAAAUCAUACCGGGGUCACCACAAACGUACCAUUCCCCUCUGCACAUACAAAACCCAUGUCAUAGAACUAACAACCUCAGACCUCCCAUGGCACGUCCUCGCCGGCAUAACCGAACUAACCCUCUACUACUGCAACUUCAACUGUACGCUUCUAGCAGUACUAGCCUGCUACGUCCAGUCCCUCACCUCCCUAAGCCUAGUCAAACGACUCCCAAACGGCUAUCCACCACACACACGACCAGCCUACCAAGGCGGUAACAUCCUCCGCAUGUACCAGAUCCUCGUAGCAUACACCACCCAAAACCCAAUCGACUACCACGACGCCAUCGUACCUCUUCACAGCUUUAUCUACACCCGCAUCAUAAUCUUUCUCUUCGGAACGAUGGGACCCAGUCUGUCCUUUUCUAAGAACGUCAAUUCGCCUUUCGUAUACGCGGAGGCGGUCUUCGGGGGUGCGUUGAUCGCCAUCGGACAUUGUACGAGGCCGAGCGCUAUCAUUGUGUAUUUGUUGCUCGUGCAUGCUGUGGGGAGGGUUAGUACGUUUGCGGGGUGGAGGGCUUGGGUGGGGAGAACGAAGAAACCACCCCAAGAUCCCGGAUUGCUAGUUAAGAUUCUUAAAUUCGUGGGCUUUUUCAAGGACCAUGAGGACUGGGCAGAUGAGAAGGUGGCUUCUUCCCAUGAGACUCCGCAGAUUGGGAAUCUGCCGAUGGAUAAAUUGGGACAUCAGUAUACGAGGUUAGGGUUUGAGGGAUGA